UAUAUGCUUCUCUUUGGUUCUUUGUGGUUUUUUUCUUCUCUCAAUCAAGCUCUCCCUCUCUUAACUUGCUUUCUUUUGGAUUUGUAUGAAUUUGUAUCUAUCUACCUAUAUAUCUAUAUUCUCUCUCAAACAAAUAGAGAUUUGCUUUUCUCACAAAGAAGAAGAAGAAGAAGAAGAGAAGAAGAGUGCAUCAAGAGAUAUAAUUGUAGAUGGCGGCCGCCUCAUCAUCGACACCGCCUUUCUUUGGUAUGACGAGGGAAAACAAUCAAAACCAAUUGAUUGUACAACAACAGUCCUCCACCACUACCACCACACCUACCUCCUCCUCAACUGCUCUGUCUGCGCCACCACCUCCAAAGAAGAGAAGAAAUCAACCGGGAACUCCAUAUCCAGAUGCAGAAGUGAUAGCACUAUCUCCCAAGACACUAAUGGCAACAAACAGGUUCAUAUGUGAAGUAUGCAAUAAAGGAUUCCAGAGGGAGCAAAACCUACAACUUCACAGAAGAGGACACAAUCUCCCUUGGAAGCUUAGGCAGAAGACAACAAAGGAAGUUAAGAGGAAAGUGUAUUUAUGCCCUGAACCCACUUGUGUCCACCAUGACCCUUCUAGGGCUCUUGGUGACCUCACUGGGAUCAAGAAACACUACUCAAGAAAACAUGGUGAGAAGAAGUGGAAGUGUGAGAAGUGCUCAAAGAGGUAUGCUGUGCAGUCUGAUUGGAAGGCACAUUCUAAGACUUGCGGCACUAGAGAGUAUAGAUGUGACUGUGGCACUCUCUUCUCAAGGCGUGACAGCUUCAUCACUCAUAGGGCAUUUUGUGAUGCAUUAGCUCAAGAGAGUGCAAGACAUCCUCCAAGCUUAACCUCGAUGGGUUCACAGUUUUAUGGGAAUAACCACAUGAGCAUAGGCUUACAAGACCAAACCCACCCUUCCAAUAACAUGCUCCGGCUAGGCAACGCCAAGUUCGAGCACCUAAUCCCUCCAUCGAACCCUUCUUCAUUACAAACAAUGCCUUCCUCCAAUUUCUUCAUGCAAGACUCGAAUCAACAAUCAUUCCCAAAUAAGCCUUUACAUGGCCUAAUGCAACUUCCUGAUCUUCAAACCAACACCAACACCUCCCCCUCGUCCGCGGCCAACAUUUUCAACCUUAGCUUCAACAAUAGCGACAACAUUGCAAAUGCUAGUAAUGCUACGAACAAUCUAGUCGGUUCCGGAUUCUUGAACCCCAAUCAGUUCAACAUGGGGGAACAGGUUGGUUCAGGACUCGCGUCUAUUUACAACGCUUCGGUACCACAGCAACAUGAGCAUGUCACGCAGCAUAUGUCCGCCACCGCGUUGCUCCAGAAGGCGGCGCAGAUGGGAUCAACUACAAGCAAUAGUGGCGGUGCAGGAUCGACAUUGUUGAGGGGAUUAGGUUGCACUUCUUCAUCAUCUAGUGGUGGUGCGAAUAAAUCCGCAGUGGAUAGGAUCAACUUUGGGAGCAAUUUUGGGAAUGCUAAUGUGGAGAAUCAAAACAAUAAUAGUCUCCAAGGAUUGAUGAACUCUUUUGCUGCACAUGGUGGAGGUUCAAUCUUUGGUGGGUUUAGCACAACAUUGGAUCAGAACAGCAACAACUUUUGCAACAUUGAUGAAGCUACUGCUACUACUGCUAAUAAUACUACUAAGUUGCACCAUGAUCAUCAACUUGGUGUAAGUAUUGGUGGUUCUGAUAAGCUGACUUUGGAUUUUCUUGGUGUGGGUGGGAUGGUGAGGAACAUGGCCAGUGGAGGAGGCAUCAAUAUGGGUUCUUUGGAGAAUCCUGAAAUAAAGUCAACACAUGCAAGCCAACCAUUUGGAAGUGCCAAAAUGCAGUGAAAGUACAAGAAGUUUUAGGUAGGCAUGCAUUUAUAUAUCUAUAUAUAUUGUCAAUAUAUAUAUGGCAAACUCUCUAUAGCACCAGCUACUUGUUUUUGACUCGAAUAGCUAGCUUUGAAUUGAUAUUACUGAACGUGCCUCAAGGCUUCCUUUUAAGACUUUUUUCUAUUCUUGUCAUUAAUGUAUUAUCCUUUGCUACUUUU
Messenger RNA from Tripterygium wilfordii, 2056 nucleotides. RefSeq names its product protein indeterminate-domain 4, chloroplastic-like. Gene Ontology annotation, molecular function: DNA-binding transcription factor activity. The record is from RefSeq and is a predicted model, not a curated record. Gene Ontology annotation, cellular component: nucleus. The coding region runs from base 210 to 1853 and encodes 547 amino acids. NCBI's taxonomy places the organism in Eukaryota, Viridiplantae, Streptophyta, Magnoliopsida, Celastrales, Celastraceae. The transcript is spliced from 4 exons.